AUGAGUAGCGACGAGGAAGACGCUUCUGGGGCUGUUGAAGCCAAAGAUAUGUCCUGGAUGUUACGAAGUCUGUCCGCCAGAUUCUCACGGAAUCGAACGCAGCCACAACAGAAAAAUCAGUCACAGGAUGCCAGUUUCGAUACGAAAAAGUUUGUACAAUGCAAAGUGCUUCUACUAGAUGGAGCCCAUUUGAAUAUUGUCGUACCGAGAAACGCAAUUGGAAGUGAACUUCACGAAGAGGUUUUCUACUCAUUGGACCUAGAAGAAAGAGAUUAUUUUGGGCUCCAAUUCACAGAUCAGUUCAAUGUUCAGCACUGGCUAGAUCCUUGCAAAAAAGUAGCUAAACAGGUAGCCAUUGGACCACCAUUUACUCUUCGAUUCCGAGUGAAAUUCUUCACUUCUGAACCAUCGAGUAAUUUGAAAGAGGAACUGACAAGAUAUCAAUUUUUCUUGCAAAUCAAACAAGACAUUUCCUCUGGAAGACUUCAAUGUCCACAUCCAUUGGGAAUCGAAUUGGCUGCGUUGGCUUUGCAGUCAGAACUAGGAGACUACAAUCCAGAACAACAUACUGCUCUCUUUAUCUCAGAAUUCCGAUUUCAUCCGGAGCAAGAUGAAAAAAUGGAAAUCGAGAUAUUGGAGAAGUACAAGGCGUGUCGUGGACAAACUCCUGCUCAAGCGGAGUUGAACUACCUAAACAAGGCACGUUGGAUUGAAAUGUAUGGAGUGGAUAUGCACAUUGUCGAGGGAAAAGAUGGGAAUACGUAUCGAUUGGGAUUGACACCACAGGGAAUGUUGGUGUUUGAUGGACCGCAGAAAAUUGGAUUGUUCUUAUGGGAGAAGCUUCAGAAGUUGGAUUUUAAGAAUAAGAAAAUCACGCUGGUGGUGGAGGAGGAUGCGGAUCAAUCGAACAAUGGGCAAAUACAACUUCACACUUUCGUAUUCCAUCUAACGUCUGAAAAAGCAGCCAAACAUUUCUGGAAAUGUGCAAUCGAACAGCACGCCUUCUUCCGUUUGAAAUCCCGUCCAGUUCAACCAAAUCGAAAAAUGCAAUUCUUCCGAUUAGGAAGCACAUUUAAGUAUAGAGGACGGACUGAAUAUGAAACUAUUCAUAAGGAAGGAGCGAGAUUAUCCAGAAGACAAUCUUGUAGUUUUGAAAGAAGACCUUCACAAAGAUAUGGUCCAAGGCAGAGUCAUGUGACGAACGCACAAAUGAGGGAUGCUAAACGGCAGGAGAUGAGGCAACAGAUUCUGGAGCAACAACGAGCCAACGAACAACAGCAGCAACAACAAAGAUCCCAUGCCCAGUCUGACCCACUUCCACCCCUUCCUCCAGUAUCAAAUCUUCCAAUCCCAUCAUCUCCAAAUCUCAAAAAACCAUUGAUCAACAAUAAUAAUCCAUUCAUCGGUGACCCAUCUAUCCCAUCAUCUUCUUCCUCUUCAUCCCCAUCCCACGUCACAAAAAUCACAGUCGGAACUAUCGGAGGAGGAACAUCUGAAACGUCUCCAUCAUCAUCUUAUAUUCCACGUCCAGUUGUCUCUGGAUCCUCCUCAUUCUCCCAUCCACCACCACUUCCAGCUCAUCAGUCUUCUUCAAAAAUUCCCAGAAUGAGCAGUUCGACAGACCCCAGAAAGUAUUCACAACCACCACAGCCAGCUGUCCGAAUGCAGAAUCAUUUUGAUGAUUCUCGAAAAUUCUCGCAAAACGGAUGUGCGAUACCAUCACGAAUCGUACCACCAAUGCAACAUCAAAGAAGGAUUGUAACUGAUUUUUGA
Caenorhabditis briggsae is the source of this 1773-nucleotide messenger RNA. RefSeq names its product Protein CBR-FRM-2 (gene Cbr-frm-2). The record is from RefSeq and is a predicted model, not a curated record. Lineage: Eukaryota; Metazoa; Nematoda; Chromadorea; Rhabditida; Rhabditidae. Gene Ontology annotation, cellular component: cytoskeleton. The transcript has 9 exons. Bases 1 to 1773 code for a protein of 590 amino acids. Gene Ontology annotation, molecular function: cytoskeletal protein binding.